UGUCCUGUAACAUGCGUCACUCCACCUUACACAAACACCACAUGCCCAUAAUACGUAUGAGUCAUGAACACCUUAUCUUCAUAAAAUUUAUCUUACUAAACUCGAGCGAAAUAAUAUAAACAUUGUCGUUCUAACAGAAGCUAGAAUCUAUCCACAAGAGAUAAGCGACAUUUGAACAUAAACAAAAUCAUGACUCAAACGAACAUUGAGCGAUAUCGAGUUACAAAAGAUGCAACUUUGCAAACUCAGCAAUUUGCGCCCUUUGUUCAACUCAACUAUAAAUAAGGUAGAAUUGAUCUAAGUUUUUAGUCUUAGGCAAAAAUUCAUCGAGAAAAUAAAGCUUACUACUCCGAGCAACCGCCGUGUUUUUUAUUUUGAUUAACAUACGGUACAAGCUCGUAACUGGCGCAGUCGGUUUCGGUCGUCACUUAGUUAUUUUGUAAAAAAAAUUCCGCUAAGCCAAACUCAAUCAAGAGGACACGGCAAGGAAAACACACAAAUAAAAAAACAAACGCGAUCGGGAACCUGCAACAAUAAACGGUCACCGUAACACCAGUUGUGAUUCCGGUCAACCUAACAAAUAUAAAAAAAAAGGGUAUUGCAACGCCCAGACUCCAGAAUUUUAAGAGAAUUCGGGUCGAAAAACAAAUAUAAAAAAGGCUUGCAUCGCCUCAUAGGACGAAUUUUAAAAGAAUUCUCCUCCAACCAGGACAAACUGAGUUGGCCAAUAUAUAAACAUCAAGUAACAUUAUUAGUGAAAGUGUUAUAUAAAAAAAAAAAAAAGUCAUCACCAGAUCCUGAAAACAAAAAACUGAAAAUAGCACGCUACCGGUGGGGCGAGUACGCCUACGGAAGCCCUUAAAUCAGUUCAACUUUAAAUCCCGAACAACUAUAGUUCAUCACCAGUAUCCAGCAGUGUCUCAACCUCGUAGACAUUCAUACUGUCAUCACAAAAUGAUAACAAUCAUCUUUAUCAUGUUACUAUCCAUGGUAACUAGUGAACCCCAGUACAUUAAAAACGAGAAAAUUAAAUCAAACUCAGGAAUAAUCUUAAUCCCCAAGAACGAACCGGCAACUUUAAUAAAAGAUUGGUACAGAAUUUACCACACCAUUAACCUAAAAUCCUAUGUAAAAGCCAUUAAUAAUAUCCAAAACACAAAAAUCAAUAACAGUUUCAUUAAACACACAAUUAACUUAAUAAAAUCAGAAUUAACACUAAUUAAUCCAAAAAUUAAUAUAAAAAUAUCUCAAAUAAUCACAAAUAACAAAACCCUUGAACAACAAAAGAAAGAAGAAUUCGAACAUUGGAAUGAAUGCACCUUCCUGAAAUAUAACGAAACAUUAGAUAAAAUGAACAAAUGCCUAGAAGUCAGAAACUCUUUCUCAGAUUACAAACACUUACACUCAGUCAACAUGACUACCCUGGAACUUUACGUUCAAUAUUGUAAUGAUAAUCCCAAAAACGAUGAAUGCAUACCCCUAUUUAAUAACGCCUCAGAGCAUAGCAACUUCUUCAAUUGCAUGAAAAAAGACACAGUCAAAAAUUGUCACACCCACCAUGUCAUACACAAAAGAGGACUUUUCAAUUUCAUUGGAACAGGAUAUAAUUGGUUAUUCGGACUAGUUGAUAGAGACGAAUACAACCAGAUCCUAGAGCAUAUGCAGAUUAUUGAUUCCAACAAUCACGAAAUUAUAAAAAAAUUAAAUAAUCAAAUUAAAAUAAACUCAAUAUUGCAAGAAAAUAUGAACCAAAUCAAUAAAAAUAUAAAUAAUAUUCAAAAGCAGAUUAGCACAGAAUUUGAAUAA
This is a messenger RNA of Hermetia illucens (black soldier fly), 1806 nucleotides long. RefSeq lists its product as uncharacterized. Bases 955 to 1806 code for a protein of 283 amino acids. NCBI's taxonomy places the organism in Eukaryota, Metazoa, Arthropoda, Insecta, Diptera, Stratiomyidae. The transcript is spliced from 3 exons. The record is from RefSeq and is a predicted model, not a curated record.